Schizophyllum commune H4-8 is the source of this 2673-nucleotide messenger RNA. RefSeq lists its product as uncharacterized. NCBI's taxonomy places the organism in Eukaryota, Fungi, Basidiomycota, Agaricomycetes, Agaricales, Schizophyllaceae. The record is from RefSeq and is a predicted model, not a curated record. The transcript is spliced from 8 exons. Bases 1 to 2673 code for a protein of 890 amino acids.
AUGACAGACGUUCAGGACCCCCCGGCGUCGGGCGGGAGUAAAACAUUCGGCAUCCACAAAUACGAUCCCAGGAGCUGCUUAGGUGAAGUGCACCGAUGCUGUCUGCUGGCUUUCGCUCAUCGAUCUCCCGUGAAAGGCGCGGAGCAAUCGCGCGAGAAUGGGCGGCGCGGCUACGCAGACAAGUACGAAGACGAUCCGCUCUACGAAGAACUCGGGGAUGAGGCUCGCAUCUGGCGCGUCAUGCUGGACGAGGGUCGGAUCGUCGACGCUGCGAUGCUGCAACGCUUUCGCGACCAUCUCGAUGUGGACCUCGUUUUUGCGGGUUUGUUCUCGGCCGUCCUCACGACCUUCGUCGUCCAGACAUCGCAGACGCCCUCCACUACCGGCGACACCACCAUCGCUCUCCUACUCGAGAUUAUUGCCAUUCAGCGAGCAUGGGCGAACGAUCCUCGUGUGGAUGGCGUGGCCUCCUUCAGCCCUCCCCCACCGUCGCCUAGUCCCAGUCCAUGGAUCAAUCGCUGCUGGUUUCUCAGUCUAGUAUUCAGUCUGUUGGCUGCCUUUGGCGCCGUAGUCGUCAGGCAGUGGCUGCAGGAAUACGAGAGCGACAUCGCCGGGCCUCCCAAGCGGCGCGCGCUCGUCCGCCACUUCAGACGCGUCGGCUUGGAGAACUACAAGGUCCACCUGAUUGUGCCGAUCCUCCCUAUGCUCCUGCACGUCUCGCUGCUACUGUUCUUCAUCGGACUCACUCUCUACGCUCUGGUGAUGCAGAUACGUGCGCGCCUCCCUCCCCAUUUUUGGAUCUUCUAUCCUGCGGCAAAGAUGGUCAAGCGCCGAUUGGAAGGAGCGCGCGCAGUCAUCUGGGAAAGACUGCAGAACAAUUGGAAGGAAAUUUUCAAGACACCUGACGCCCAUGAAUGGGAUGCCGUGCUGGAUUCUUCCGACGCAUUGAUUCCUAACAGCCUUGACUCAAUGGUUCAAAUAUCCUCUGACUUAUCCGUUACUCCCCUCGUUGUGCAGGCGUCAUCCGAUCUUCCAAUCAACCCUGCCCGUUAUGACAACAUUGCUUUUGAGGAUCCGCACUAUGCCGAGCUGCUCCGCCAUCGCAUUCUUCCCUGGUUCAUCAAUGCGCUGAGCACACGCCGCACGGUCUUUGACUGGGCGCCUGGCCGGGAGAACGAGCUUCAACGCAUGGCGUGCGCUUUGUUACUCGUCCCACUCACUCACUCGGGUUCUGGCUUUGUCAUGUACUGGAAGGAGGUUGACACGGCACAGUACCGUGCAUGUGUCUUACGGGUCUUCGAAUCCACAUUGUCUGCACUUACAGAUCUUUCAAGUCCGCCUAUGGCCCCAAAUGUUGACGUGACGACAAUGUCCAUAACCCUCUUCGCGCUCAGCCAUCGACUCCUGAAGUUUCAUCCGAAUUGGACUCUCCCUGAAGAUGUGGCAGUCUUUGGCACUGGCGCUACAGUGUAUUCAUCACUUCCCAAACCACCUUCGCUUGCAUCGCUGCGCCUUCGUCCAGUGCUUUGGCAUGAAGUAUUCCUACACUUGCGCUAUAUCACGAUGCCUAUGGACGACUCACCACACUUCGCAAUCGACUUGUGGCGCAGUGCCCUCUCUGAGGCACUGUCACCAGGCAAAGAUGAUCAGCUGAAGAAACGCCUCGCUGAAUCGUCUCGCGUUACCUUGCAAGAGUGGCUAUAUCUGGGUCCGGAUCUGUUUGAGGAUGCGUCUAUCAUCGUGUACCAUCUUCUGUGUCCUCAGUCAUGUGAAUUACACGAGGAAGAUCGCGCCGAAGGGAAUGCAGCUUUCGACGAUAACCUUGGCUUUCUGGCCGUGCAUUUUAUUGGCUCGUUGCUUACCACUCUUGGGUAUGACUCGAUCGACUCUGCGCUACGAACCGUCGGACACCCGGCAGUAUCGGCCGCAUUCAAGUCGUCAUUCCUCGUUCGUCCCUCUCUGCCACUGGCAAAGUUUGUUCAGCCAUGGACACGCUUACCCGCGACCUUCGCCGUGCUGCUGUUCUGGUUUCUCGCCAAGCUUGCUCUGGCAACUGACAAUCCGGAUGAGGAAGUCACCAUUCUCAAGGUGCUGUCUUGCCAUGCAACCGACUACUGCGAAGUUCUAGCAGAAGCUCUUGACCAUGACGAGAUCGAGGUCGAGCUUCUCCUCAAACUGGUACCUACGGUGCUACAUGAUCACCAGCUGGCUUUCCUGGACAUCUCGGACGCUCUCGCAACAUCCCUGGCUACGAAACUCCGCAAAGCGACAGGCUCGGCGCUUGCAGAUGUCAUGGAUGAUUUCCUAUAUCUGAAUGCCCUCUGUGCGGCGCGUGCCAACUCAAAGGAGGUCGACGGGGAGUUCCCUGACGCAUCGCGCAAGCUGCACUCGGUGUUGCUCUCGCUCAAGCCGACAUAUAGCUGGUGGUGCAAAAGGAAGCUAGAAGGGAGACUCAAAGACAGAGACAUGCCACUUGCUGUAGCAUUGGCGCUGAGGAGCCCGCAUGGCCUUGAAGCGCUAGCAGAGAUCCAGGCUCUGGCUUGGAAGUUUGGGUUCCAGAUGCCGCUCAAGAAGGCGAGGACCUGGAUUGGUAUCGCCACUUCACUAGCGAUCCCAACAAGCACAUCUAUGCUCGGCCCAGAAGCUGGUCUCUGCACAUAUCCGAACUUGUAA